Molecule: messenger RNA, 3572 nt
Organism: Papilio xuthus (Asian swallowtail)
Lineage: Eukaryota; Metazoa; Arthropoda; Insecta; Lepidoptera; Papilionidae
Exons: 18
Coding region: 628-3150 (840 amino acids)
Source: RefSeq, a predicted model, not a curated record
UUCAGAUAGCGUUUCGCUCAGCGCAGCGCACGCACCAUUUAUAUAGGAAUCAAAACGGCAGUCGCGUUUAGCAGUUAUUUGCGCAGGUGGUGCUCUUCUGCACUUCUUUCUUGUUAUGAUACGCAUGCGCGAUAGUGGCAUAUUUGUGAAAUAUACAUUGACAGUUGUAAUGAUUUCAUUUAACAAUUAAAAAAAAAUAUUCCGAACUUAUAAAACAACUUGAGCUUUUUUAAAGAAAAAAGUGUUUUAAGUGAAGACUAUGAAAAUUUUUCUGAAAUGUGGGAAUAAAAUAAAUAAAAAAUCGAUCUAAAACGACAUAAUAUCCUUCGCUUUCUUUUAACGAUAUCUUUUUGUUGUUAAUUUUGCAACAAGUGUAAGCAGCGUAACUGUUGGUGUGUUGGGAACUGGUUUUGUGGUGACCGUUUGGUUUUUUGUGCUGUAUUUAUAUAUUUGUUUGUGUGGUAUAGUUGAUUUCGCAAGUGACUGUGCACGAUGAGUCUGUGGUGCUCUGCUGGGGUGCUGGACUCUGCAAGUGACAACAUUUCAACUCAUGAUUGUGUGAGUGAGUGAGGAUCAUCAGGGGAGAGCGAAUGAUGAGCAGGUGGCACGGCUGCAGCUCCCGGCGACAUGGCCGCGCUCUCCUGCUACCAGCCUUGCCGCUCGCACCUCGCGCAGCCCGCUAGGUGCCUCGACGAAGACGAUCACAAUUCUGCGUCUCUCUCGCUUCGUCGUCGUCAGUUCAUCGAGCGAUGCCAGGAGAGCCGGGGUGGCCGGCACCGCGACUACAUACCUGAGGUGUCCGUGAAGAGGACGCGGGAGGAGCUCACUAAGCAUGCAGCCGCCGCGCCUCUGACCAGGCGGCUGAACGUCGACUCCUCAUGGUCCAAGGUUGAAGAGGUUAGGAAGAAGUUUGAAGGAGCGACAGAUACAUCGUACUCUAGGUCGUUUGAAUCACCGCCGAGACGUCGUCUAGCGGACUCCCUAUUCGCAAGUUUCAAGUUACCACGUAAGAAGGAAGGCAUGGCGGCGCCACGGUCGCUAGUGCCCCAGCCGCAACAGAAGCGCAAAUCGGCAGUGGAACUGCUCGCCGAGACGAAAGCGUUCUACGUGAAAUCGGAGACCGUUCUGGAUAGGAAACAAGAGUUGCCUUUGAGGGUGAGCAGUGGUCUCAGUCAGGCGAUAGCGGCGGGCGGUUGUCAUCUAGUCAGCUCGGGCACUGCCAACACUGACGCAUGUUGCAACCCAUAUGGCACCACGAGAAGUGCGGGGGGCGCUAGACGUGCGGUGAGUGCGGGCGAGGGUUUACAGAACACAUUAAGAAGACUUCUGGAACAUUCCGACAGCAGAGAGAAUGUCUAUACACCUGGAUAUGCUGUUUCGCACAAAAUCUACCCGGACAGUCGUCGUAAGGAAUCGUAUCCGGAACGCGAGGGUCGGUCGCAGCACACGUCCGGAACGUUCUCCGGUACAUCGUCGUCCGGCACGUCCGGAUCUAAACCGCACCGUCUGGAAACGGAUAGAGAGAGACUGAGCUUCGGUGAUGCUAGAGUUUUCUUCCCGGAAUCAUUUGUAAUACCAAGACAGAGGCCUAGUGAAGUUAUUAUUAAAAAUACAUAUUCUAUACCGAGCCCUCAGUCGAGCGGUGGUCAGCUGGUACAACUGGGUCAGAUGGAGCUGCCGGAGCCGGUGGCGAGCGGGCAAGGCUCGCCAGCUGACCCUGGCGCUAUCAGCCCGCCUGCACAGUACGCGCACUCCGCACCCAGAUACAUCAGAUCAAAUUCGCAUUCUCAGCCGAGCAUGAGAGAGGAGGAGGGUUGUACCAACAUCAACAGUCAUAAGUCACUGCCCGAUCUACAUGCGCAGGCGCACACCUACCCCGAGCCUACGACUGUGGGUGGUACGGACACGUUAGGCAGGUCACCGCGCAGACGUCGCCAUUCUGCACAUCACCGCACUGCAUCCUGCUCAUCUAAAGGCACCAGUUGUUAUAGAUCAAACCAUUCUUCGAUGAUAUCUUCUUGCGAAGCGUUUUCCGAACAUCCCUCGCCGGGUGAAGAGAACUAUCAGUCUUAUAAUAGUCGUUGCGGGUCGUCAUUCGCUCGUGACUCCGGUGGUUCAAGCGGUCACUACACGCAGCGCAGUGCACCACCACACGCGAGACCACCACGAGCUGACUCCGGCUCCUCCACACAGCAUGAACAUGCCAGUCGGUACGGUGCGCGUGCCCGCGAGCCUGCAGAGUGCUACGUGUCAGCGCCGCCUCAGUUCCAGGACGGCGCGCCCUCGCCCCCGCCCCCGCCCCCGCAGCACGCCGCUCCGCCCCACGCCGCUCCGCCCCACGCCCCCACACACUACGCCCCGCACCCCCGUGUCGGUAUACACUUCCAGGCGAGUGCCCCGCCCCCCCAGUUCCAGGACGAGCCUCCCGUGUACGACUACGGUGACUACGAGUGCACGUACAAGGCACCGCUCAAGUGUCUCAACGUCGGCAGACACGAGUACACCGCCCGGGACUAUAACAGGUAUCACGAGCCGAGCACGGAGCUGGUGAGCAAGCAGCCGCAGUACCAGGAUCCGCGCCGGGUCAGGCACGAAGAUACGCAGGACUACGUUAAUGCACCACAACAGAAAUGUGGUGGGGAGGAGGUGACGUCACCGCUGGGCACGUUCAAGCGACAGCGCUGUCUGCGCUACAAGCAGCGUCGCCCGAGACCUAUACUGCGAUCCAAGUCUGAUAUAUCUGACAGAUACCGUCGUACGGACGGUCGCAGCGCGUCCUCUGCGCCAUGUGAGGGCGAGCGGGAGGUGAGAGGCGUGGCGGGGGGCGGGGCCGAGGAGGGCGGGGACUCUGAUAGCCGGUCUGAAGGCAGCGCCAGAUUGAGGCAUUUCUUCGAGCGGCUAGGUCUGGAAGCUAGACAAUACGAUGCCCUGUUAAGAGGUGCGCCUCCAGACAGCCCGGUCUUCUUCUCCUCUGCCUCAACUGUUGAUUCCAAUCAGCUCGCCAAUGCUGCUGAUUAUACGGUGCAAGGUCCAGGAGUUCAGAAACAGAUUUACCGUAACACGGAACCUCCCAGCGUUGUUGAGCGCAACGCUCGCAUUAUAAAAUGGCUGUGUCAGUGUCGUAAAACUCAAAUGCAACCUCCACAGUGAACAGUACAGAUUAUAUUUAAUAAUUUUAAUAUGUAGCAACCCUGACGUGUUCGUAUUAACGAAAUUGAAACAUAAAACAUACUAUGUCUAUUUAAGAUAGAUUAUUUUGAUAACUGACGCCUAUGAAGUAUCGAAUUAAUUUUGUAUGAGGAUUAAUGUUGUACCUAUUGGUUGUCAUAGUAUAGGACUAUCUAUUGCAAGUACUAUGAGAACGAUGAUCAAAAAUCGAAAAAAUUCUUAAUCGAUUUCACUCAACCCAACCACCCAACCCUAGUGAAUUGUCAAACUAAUCUAUCUUAAAUAGACACACUAUAAAAAAUAUUCCACGACAUGUUUUGUGUGAUUUCGUCAGUGUAAUUAUAAAAAAAAACAGAUUGAAUGUUUCUGAUACCAAAUGUAUUGAAGCAGUAAUUUAUUGUUUU